GCACACUGUAGGUAUAAAAAAGUAAACACAAAGAUUGAAUAUUAAAUUCUUAAGUUUUAGCAGACGACGUUACAACUGCGUGCAAUAAAUGUUAGAAAUAAUGGCGUUAAAUGCCGUUCGUAGAUUAAGUAAUACUUUAAAACAAUUGGAUAAUAUGUUGAUAAAUGUAUUACGUCAAACAUUUGCCCCAGAACACUGGCCGGGCACGCAGGUGGCGCUGCAGGGCAGCGGCCUGGCAGGCCACGGAUCGCAGGACUGCCAACUGCCGAACGUGUGGGAGGACGGCAUGCUGUGGGCCGUGCCCAAGAGCAGGCGCUCUGUCGAGAAGCGGCUGAAGAGGAAGUUCGGGCAUCCCGACUACGUGUACAAGUUGUUGCAGCCAAAGAGAAAUCUCCUGGUGUGCAGCAACUGUGGGCAUCAUCACGAGGCGGGGGUCUUGUGUCCACACUGCUAUGAAAAAAUCCGGCUAGAAACGGAAGCAAUGCAAACAAAAAUCGAGGCAGAGCUGGGAUUGAGUCCAGUAGAGCAAGAAGUCAUAGUUCUGUACGAAGGAGAAGCAGAAGCUGAACCAAAUGAAUUCUGGAAGGGUAAACGCAUUGUGGAGAUGGACAAGCCCCGGCCCUCUUGGUUCAGCAAGAACUUACUUCAGAAAACCACGACCCCUCCGUCGGACAGCUCCGACGUGAAGCCAUCGGAGCUGGCAUGAGCCGGGUCGCACUUUUCGUACCGCACGCACUUCGCAGAGUUUAGUUUAACGUGUACAUGGUCAGAUUAUUCAAUGUAUGAUGAAAUUCAUGCACUCAAACCAAGUGCAAUCUUUGGUUUGAUGACAGUCUACCAUAUUGUACAUUCUUCUAAAUAAACAAAAAAAAACAUACUGAA
This is a messenger RNA of Bacillus rossius redtenbacheri, 882 nucleotides long. RefSeq names its product large ribosomal subunit protein bL32m (gene mRpL32). The transcript has 4 exons. Gene Ontology annotation, biological process: translation. The coding region runs from base 89 to 706 and encodes 205 amino acids. Gene Ontology annotation, cellular component: mitochondrial large ribosomal subunit. The record is from RefSeq and is a predicted model, not a curated record. NCBI's taxonomy places the organism in Eukaryota, Metazoa, Arthropoda, Insecta, Phasmatodea, Bacillidae. Gene Ontology annotation, molecular function: structural constituent of ribosome.